AUGGUGGAGCUUGAGAAACACUAUGAGUUUAUGAGAUAUGCCUUGAGACUGGCAAACAAUGCACUGCACACCAACGAGGUCCCGGUGGCGUGUGUGUUUGUUUAUGAUGGUCAAAUAGUUAGUUAUGGUUCGAAUAAUACCAAUGAUUCUUUGUCUGGUAUAACCCACGCAGAAUUUAGAGGUAUCAAUAUCAUCUUGGAUAAAGUGAAAAGUUCACCUGAUUUCCAACAAGUUUACCAAAAUCCACAAGAUAUAUUUAAAGAUAUAGAUCUUUAUGUCACUGUGGAACCUUGUGUUAUGUGUGCAUCUGCUUUAAAACAGAUUGGUAUAAGAAGUGUCUUUUUCGGUUGUGGUAAUGAAAGAUUUGGUGGUAAUGGCAGUGUUUUGAGAAUUAAUAAAGAUUGUACAACUCCAGAAAACAACUAUAAUGCAUUUCCUGGGUUCUAUAGAAGGGAAGCCAUUUUGUUAUUGAGAGACUUUUAUACACAUGAAAAUACUCAUGCUCCAGUACCCAAGAGUAAAAAAAAUAGAAAUUUGAAUAAAGAAACCUAUCCAGAUUUGAUAUGGUCAAAUUACUUAAACAAGGAUGAAUUCAUAUCAAUGUUUGGUGAAGAUAAAAUCGAGAUAUUUGAAGAAAAUAGAGACUUGAUAGAGGAGGUUGAUGAAUCGGUACUGGAGCCAAAUAACAUAGAUAUUUCAGAUAUCAUCAAAUUUACAGAAACACCACUUUCUUCAUUCAAAAGAAGAAGAUUAUAA
Messenger RNA from Hansenula anomala, 756 nucleotides. RefSeq names its product tRNA(adenine34) deaminase (gene TAD2). NCBI's taxonomy places the organism in Eukaryota, Fungi, Ascomycota, Saccharomycetes, Phaffomycetales, Wickerhamomycetaceae. The record is from RefSeq and is a predicted model, not a curated record. Gene Ontology annotation, molecular function: tRNA-specific adenosine-34 deaminase activity. The coding region runs from base 1 to 756 and encodes 251 amino acids. Gene Ontology annotation, cellular component: cytoplasm; nucleus. Gene Ontology annotation, biological process: tRNA wobble adenosine to inosine editing. The transcript has a single exon.